CUUGGCUGGCCUCCCCUUUUUAAUCCGACUAAACACGGACUGAUUGAAAACAAGCCAAGAUGCUCCGAGAGGAAGAACAACAACAACAACCCACCCUCUCAUCAUCAACAGCCUCAUCAACAACCUCAUCAAACAUCAUCAACCUCAACUCAACAACAACAACAACCAUCAAACUCAACCAAACCAACAACAACUCAAACAACAACCAUCAUCACCAUCACCAUCAUCUUAUCAACCUCACCGCUUCAUCCAUCAAACCUCACAAGUCCCGCCACAACAGACAACCAUCCAAACGACAGGUCGAACUAGAGGAUGAACUACUCUACGGACCACCCUCUCCAAGACCAUCCAGACCACCAUCUCGACAGAGCCAUCUAGACAAAUCAACCCACUCAUUCUCACCCACCACUCCAGCCGAACAGAUCAUCAAUCACGAGCACCAUCAUUGGACCAACUCAGACCCAGUGAUCGCCCACCCUUCGACUGAUGAACUCUUCCUCUCAGAGUCCUACCCUCCCAUUCACUCUCGACUCACCCUACCCUUCUUCAAAGAGAAACUUCCCGCGCCAUCGGAUGGCUGAGGCAGCCGAUCGCCUCCCCAUCCUACCCAUCACCUGCCUAUGGCUCACUAGAUCGUCUCUGGAACGUAUCUCUCGAACCCUGGUCGAGAACCCUACCAACUACCCGAACUAGCCGACACGCUCUCCUAUCCUGCCAACGAACUCUCGAUCGACUCGAUCAACCGUUUACUAGAACCCUACCAUCUAGCACUACCACAAGUCAUCCGCGACCAUUUCCUCACCCACGACGGCCAGGACGUCUUCACGCUCAACUCUGCACGCUGUUCAGGAUCCGCCCCCCUCGGAAUCGUCUGGGGUCUCUGGCUCAUGAGCUGUGAGGAGGUUGAGGCAGAGUGGGGCUUUUGGCGUCGAUUCGAUGGCGGUUUGAUGCCCGGGGACGCCUUUGCGGCUACCGACUUCUCAUCAUCAUCAUCAUCAUCAUCACAAGAUCCUCACCAUUCCAGUCCGCCGGCCACCAACAAUAAUCCACCUCGGGUCGACCAGGGUAUGAGCAGUUGUCCGGCCGGAUGGGUUCGCGAAGUCUAUUCACAUCCCGCCUGGAUACCCCUGUUGAGCGACCGAGUCGGGAACUACAUCGGCAUCGAUCUCAGCCCUCCACCAAACUCCUCCUACCCCACCCCACGUAUCCCAACUACAACAAAAUCAUCAUCUUCAUCAUCCUCAUCCUCAUCAGUCGAUGGACGUCGAUUAGGAGGAGGACAGGGUAACGCCCGUCCGGAGGCGGGUCAAGUGAUUGCAUUCGGACGGGAGAUUGAUGAAAAGGUGGUACUCUGGCGAGGGGAAGGACGGGAUGGAUGGGCGAACUGGCUGGCCUCAUUUGCCGAUGACCUCGAGGACGGGAACUUUGCACGCCUGAUAGGAAAGAAACGGGCACUCAAGAGUCACCACCGGUCGACGAGCAGAAGAGAUUCCGAUGGUGGCGAACGGGGCUGGACUCAUUCGGACGAGGAUAGCGAGGAUACCGAGGAUGGCUUGGGCGAGCUCGGCUACUUCAACGAUGGCGCUGGCUUCGGCGGCGCGGCUAGCGAUGAUGGCGACUUUUAUGGUUGGCGCUUGGCUCCCGAAUAUCGUGGGAUGAGCGUCAUUGAAGCCUUGUGUGCUCGUAGUAAACAACGCUGGGCCGAAGUUGGUUCAUACUCAAGUCGUUAUGAAUCUUUUGAUAGUCGUUCUCAAUCUCGAUCUAGUAGUUCGAGACGUUCCACCCAACUCGCGAACAUCCAAGCGGGCCCAUCUCGUGUCAGUGAUCCGGAUCGACGGGAUGACUCGACGCCGCCGACACCGAUUGCCUAUGUGACCCCGCCGUCGCCACGGCCACCAGAAGCAGAGCUGGCCCCGGAACCUUCGAGCUCCUCAUCCAGCGUCACGCCGGUGUCUUCGGGCAAGAAGCCGGAGCCCGGCUUACAGCCCGUACUCGUGAAACCGACGCCAUCACAGCCUCGUAGACGGACCCGUCCACCCCCACCGGCCCCAGUCUCACUGGACCUCCCAACGAUGGACUCGUUAUUACUAGACGUUGACGAAGGGCCGAGUCGUGCCUCUAGUGCAGCCUCCUCCGCAUCCACCUCUUCCUCUGCCGCCCAUACACCGCUCGAUACCUCCACUUCUUCGACCCCUAAACUCGUCAGCAGACUCUCCUCCAUCGUCACCCAACGGAUCUCUGGCGAAUUCUCCAGACGGGCUAGCCCGGUCCUGCCCUCCAAUCAACACCAUCUCAAGUCUUCCAGUCCUCGCGAACUGGAUAUCAUCAGCAAUAAGACUCUCCAUCUGCACGACGACGAGAAUGAUGCGAUCGGCAUGGUCAUUCUUGAUCAUCAUCAUCAUCAAGACCAUCCUACUCAUUCCAACCCGUCCUCUAAUCUCGACCAUCCUCUUCAGAAACUUUCCUCUUCUUCUUCUUCUACUCCUAAUACGUUGAAUAAUACUAAUCAUACUCAUUCUCAUUCGAAGAAUAAGAACGCUUCUCGCUUGAUUAAUCCGACACCGUCCCAAGGUCUUGGGAUCAUCCGAACCGAAUCUUGA
Molecule: messenger RNA, 2600 nt
Organism: Puccinia graminis f. sp. tritici CRL 75-36-700-3
Lineage: Eukaryota; Fungi; Basidiomycota; Pucciniomycetes; Pucciniales; Pucciniaceae
Exons: 3
Coding region: 888-2600 (570 amino acids)
Biological process (GO): regulation of fungal-type cell wall biogenesis
Cellular component (GO): mating projection tip
Source: RefSeq, a predicted model, not a curated record